AUGUACAGUUGCACAGAUUUUCAUGUGCAUGCGGCUCGUGACACCAAGAGCUUCCUCAGCGACGAAUCUGUUGAUAUCUUCGUCAAUGGCAAACCAACGGAUUUCAAGAUGUCCGUGAAGGAGGAUCACAAUUGCGCGUUCUUCGAUGGAAGCUUGAAGCUCACUUCGGAACAAAUUGCAAAGUUGAAGCUGCAUGUGGGGAUCAACGAAAUCUCUUUUUCAGUUUCAUCUGCUCCGAACACAAGAUUUGUGGCAGAGGUUUUUUUAUGGGAUGCCAACAAAGCCAUCGUGAUCUGUGACAUUGAUGGUACCCUCUUGCGGUCAGAUCUUCUCAGUUUCAGCGCAAGCAAAUUGGGCUUUGAUUCGGUUCACAAUGGUGCUUGUGAAGCGCUGUCGGCUCUUGAUGCAGCAGGCUAUCAAGUUGUUUAUCUUAGUGCGAAACCCAUUUCCAAGGCUUCGAGAAUGAGAGAUUUCUUGAAAAGAUUCACAACUCCGGAUGGUCAACACCACUUGCCCACUGGACCUCUCAUCACUGCUACCGACAGAACUUUGCAAGCUCUGGUGAAGAGCUUGCGAUCAGAGAACGAAUUGAGCAACUUCAAGACGCAUGUCUUGCAAGACAUCGUACAGGUUUUCAACCCGCAAUGUUCAAGUUCGCCAGACUUUAUGAUCUUUUCUGCUGGCUUCUGCAGCAAGCCGGCAGAUGCUCAGGCAUAUGCGGCGGCAGGGAUACCAAGAAACCGUAUCUUCAUAGUAGAUCAAAACGGCAGGCUGUCCAUCAGGGAAACGCGCGCAGUAUAUGAAUCGUAUGAGGAGCUUUUGAACGAGUUUCCAAGAUUGUUUCCUCCAGCUCAUAUCAUGAUAGAGAAGGAGGCAGAGUUGAGAAGAAGCGUCAACAAUGAAGUUCAUACAAGUGAAAAUGAGGAUCAUGACGGCCUUGGAUUGGAGCAGGGGGUUCGCCAACAGAUGAGGUUCUCCAUGAUCUUUCUUCAAACACAGAAACAUGUUCUGAUGUGCAACCAAUCAGAUCCAGCCAGACUCAGGCGACGAUGA
Messenger RNA from Guillardia theta CCMP2712, 1053 nucleotides. RefSeq lists its product as hypothetical. The transcript is spliced from 6 exons. The record is from RefSeq and is a predicted model, not a curated record. Lineage: Eukaryota; Cryptophyceae; Pyrenomonadales; Geminigeraceae. Bases 1 to 1053 code for a protein of 350 amino acids. Gene Ontology annotation, molecular function: phosphatidate phosphatase activity.